AUGUUUAUUUUCAAUUUAAUGCUGCUGCUCGUAAGCUUGAGCUACAGUCAGAGCACCACUUACAUAACCGUGAACAAUCAUAUGGAGCAGCAGCCGCCUAUUUAUCAAGGACACUACAGCGAGCAGCUGGAUAUGUUGGACUUGCUGGAUCUGGGCGAUCGUCCUAGGCGCAUGGCGCAACCUACGCUACAUAAUGCCGCAUCCAAAUUCUUGCUCGAAGUGUACAAUGAAAUCAACGAGGAGCAGGAGCCAUUGGAGGUGCUGCAUCAGCGGCACAAGCGCGCGCUAGACGAUGAUAUACUUAUAUCGAAAAAGGAUCGCCAGGAGAUUGCCAGUUGCAAUAGCAUUUUAACCUUCUGCAGUCGCAGUCUGCCCUCCAGCAAUGAGCAAGUGCUGCGCAAGAUUGAGACUUUGAAUGCCAUAACCGACAGCAAUCUAGUGCAAGCUCGACUGCGUGUCUAUAAGCAAGCAGCUCAAUUGCCAGGACAACAAAACAUUACGCUCUCUGUUUAUAGGCGGGUUCACAGUCAUUUGAGCGCAGCAAGCGGCGAGCUUAACGAGCCCGUUUAUCGCAUUUUGCAAUCGCUUAACACCACAAGCAGCUACAGGGGCUGGCUGGAGUUCAAUCUGACGCAGACAUUGCGAGCCUGGCUGCUGCUUAACAAAAGCUUGCCACAAGCGCGUCACGAGCUACGCAUCUCCCUGGGCGAUGCACAAUGGAGUGUGCAUAGCAUGGGUUUGCUGCCGCUGCAGGCUAAACUGGAGCCCUACAUUGUGGGCUAUUUUGAUGGGCCCGAGUUGCUGGUGAAGGUGCAAAAGCUUCGCUUCAAGCGCGACCUACACAAACGUAAAGCAACGUUGCCCAAUGGGCUGCCGCUGGGUGCGUCAGAUCAUCACAAGCCCUCGCAUUCGUGUGAGCGGCUUAACUUCACAGUGGACUUUAAGGAGCUGCAAAUGCAUAAUUGGGUCAUAGCGCCCAAAAAGUUUGAUGCGUAUUUCUGUGGCGGUGGCUGCAAUUUUCCACUGGGCACCAAAAUGAAUGCCACCAAUCAUGCCAUAGUGCAGACUCUAAUGCAUCUGAAGCAGCCGCAUUUGCCUAAGCCCUGCUGUGUGCCCACUGUGCUGGGCUCCAUAACUAUACUGCGAUAUCUGAAUGAAGAUAUUAUAGACUUGACCAAAUAUAAAAAGACAGUGGCCAAGGAGUGCGGCUGUCAUUAA
This is a messenger RNA of Drosophila busckii, 1218 nucleotides long. RefSeq names its product protein screw (gene scw). Lineage: Eukaryota; Metazoa; Arthropoda; Insecta; Diptera; Drosophilidae. Gene Ontology annotation, molecular function: growth factor activity; cytokine activity. Gene Ontology annotation, biological process: SMAD protein signal transduction; BMP signaling pathway. Gene Ontology annotation, cellular component: extracellular region. The record is from RefSeq and is a predicted model, not a curated record.